This is a messenger RNA of Westerdykella ornata, 599 nucleotides long. RefSeq lists its product as uncharacterized. NCBI's taxonomy places the organism in Eukaryota, Fungi, Ascomycota, Dothideomycetes, Pleosporales, Sporormiaceae. The record is from RefSeq and is a predicted model, not a curated record. The coding region runs from base 188 to 508 and encodes 106 amino acids. The transcript has a single exon.
AAACCCCUCCCAAUGUUGCCCAGGUGAGGGCUGUCUCCCACGUGAAUGCGCUUCUCAUGUCUGGCAAUGACGUCAUGCAUACCAACAACCCAUCGCUCCACGCACAUCUUGCCCCUAGCAACAUCCAUAAUUCCGAUUCCCUCUACCAGUACACAGUAAUUACCUCCGCCGUCUCCCUCUUCCCAAAAUGGGUCGCCGACACCGCGCGAUCAGCACCUCGAUCCUCCGAGCCAUCUUCCACUACAAAGGACACUCCAGCCAUAACAACCAUCAUCAGAAAAACAAUGAAUAUAGACCGCCCGGGCUACUGGCCCGCAUCCUCGCCUUAUUCUCCGUAUUCUACAUUUCGCUAGAGAGAUACCGGGCAGAAUUGUUCAAGAAGCUGCGGAAUGACAUUUGGGAGGUUGACGAGGAGGAGUAUGUCGAGAGUUUCCGAAACCCGGGUAAAGGAUCGCGGACGGAUUUGAUUGCGAUUGGGGAUCUGGGGUAUUCGGGGUCGGUAUGUUGAUCCCAUGCAGGCUCCUUACUCUUCAACGUCUCUGAUCAGUUCAUAUAAAAAGACAACGGUACUAAUUCCCCCUCCCAGGCAUUCUUCACAA